Messenger RNA from Cladophialophora bantiana CBS 173.52, 1539 nucleotides. RefSeq lists its product as uncharacterized. The record is from RefSeq and is a predicted model, not a curated record. Lineage: Eukaryota; Fungi; Ascomycota; Eurotiomycetes; Chaetothyriales; Herpotrichiellaceae. Bases 1 to 1539 code for a protein of 512 amino acids. Gene Ontology annotation, molecular function: heme binding; iron ion binding; monooxygenase activity. The transcript has 3 exons.
AUGGCUUCACCGAGAGUUGUUGACAUCGCGAUUGACACCGCUUCUUAUGUCCGGUCACAUCUUUGGUUGACCUUGGCCGUCUGUGGCUUGCUUUAUUUCGUUUCUCAAAGGUACAAGACUGGUCUCCGACACAUACCAGGACCAUUUGUCGCGAGCUUUUCUGGCUUCUGGAGAGCCUGGGAGGUCGCCAAGGGAGCCUGGCAUAUCAAAAACCUUCAGUUGCAUCGGCAGUAUGGUCCGCUUGUCCGCGUCGCCCCGAAUGUCGUCAGUGUCUCUGACCCAGACGCACUUCGAAUCAUCUACGGACUGAACAGUGGAUUUACCAAGACAGACUUCUAUCCUAUCCAGGAAAUGAAAUAUGGUAAAAUCUACUUGGCGAAUCUCUUCUCUACAAAAAGCGAUGAGUUUCACGCAAAGCAGAAAAGGUCUGUUGCGAGUGCGUAUUCAAUGACCUCCAUGCUCGCCUUUGAGCCAUACGUCGACAACUGCUCCGAACUCUUUUUCAAGAGGCUCGAUGAACUCUAUGUCAACCCUCAUCAGCCUUGCGACCUGGGUAAAUGGCUCCAGCUUUACGCCAUGGACGUGAUCGCGGAGGUCACUUUCGGCAAGCGAUUUGGCUGUAUGCAGGAAGGCGGGGAUGUGGGCGGCUUGAUUGACACCAUCGACAACUUCUUGGUCUACGCAUCCGUGGUAGGCCAAGUUCCAUACCUGCACAAAUUUCUCUUCGGCAAUCCCCUGCUCCCGUACAUCAUGCCCAAGCUGGAUAGCAUCAACCACGUGGUGAAGUUUACACUGGAGCGAAUCGCCGAGCGGGAAAAGGACCCGGAGAGGCACAAGGACUUCUUGGGGAGACUCUACGAGGCAAAAGCGGAGGGCAAAAUGGAAGCCGUCGACACCAUCCGCCACAGCAGUGCGAACGUGUUUGCAGGUAGUGAUACUACAGCCAUAGCGCUUCGGUCUGCGAUAGACGGACUUUUGACGCAUCCUGAGUGUUACCGCAAGCUUCAAGCAGAGAUCGACCAGAAGAGAGCCGAAGGGAAGCUCUCACUGCCAGUCAAGUACGCGGAGGCACAACAGAUGCCGUAUCUCCAGGCUGUGCUAAAGGAAGGCAUGCGAUAUCACCCUUCAGUAUCGUUCCUGCUGGAAAGGCAUGUUCCCAAAGGAGGCACCGUUAUCUGCAACACCCGAAUUCCCGAGGACACGAUCGUCGGCAUCAAUGCGUGGGUGGUCCACCGCGACCGCAAGGUUUUUGGGGAAGAUGCCGACGUCUUCCGACCAGAGCGGUGGCUGGAGGCAGACGAAGCGCAGCUCAAAGCGAUGGAAAGAGCAUUCUUCGUGUUUGGUGGCGGUUCGCGGACUUGCACGGGCCGCAAUAUUAGCCUAAUGGAGAUGUCCAAGGUGAUUCCGUCCUUACUCAUGGUCUACGACAUUGAACGCGCGGAUCCUAAAUCCCACGUGCGCACCAAGACUUACUGGUUCGCCGUGCAGAGAGGUUUGAUCUGCAAUAUUAGAAAGAGGGAGCGGCCAUUAAAAGCCUGA